Spinacia oleracea (spinach) is the source of this 945-nucleotide messenger RNA. Its product is annotated as 18.1 kDa class I heat shock protein-like. Lineage: Eukaryota; Viridiplantae; Streptophyta; Magnoliopsida; Caryophyllales; Amaranthaceae. The record is from RefSeq and is a predicted model, not a curated record. The transcript has a single exon. Bases 104 to 673 code for a protein of 189 amino acids.
CAUUUCACCACAACACACUGCAAAAAUCAGCACAGUACUACUCGUUUGCGUUUUCUUCCUUUUUGCCCUUCUUUUCAUCACCUUUAACCUUCAAACCAGAAAUAUGGCGUCGCCAUCUCUUUCCUUCCGUCCCAACCCUUACUCCUCUGAGUUCAUUCCCAUUCCCAUUUCCUCUGAGUACGUGGUUUCCAACCCUCUCUUACCCAAGAAGAAGGCGUCUGACGCAUCGUCAUCUACUGCUUUGGUGGCGCCUUCUCUCUCUGAGAUGAUGAGUACACUCAAUCACUCACUCUCGGACUUAGGGUUUCCCAUCCUAUCAACCGGAAGCUUCCACGUGGCGGUGGACUGGAAGGAAACUUCUGUUACACACGUCAUCAAGGCGGCGGUUCCUGGGUUUACGAAGGAGCAAGUGAAGAUCGAAAUGGAAGACGAUGGUCGCGUGCUGAUAAUCUCCGGAGAGAAGAAGGCCGAGAAGAAGGACCAACAGGAGGGUGAGAAGGUGAUGCUUGCUGAAAUGGGUUCUGGAAAAUUCUGUCGUAAGUUCAACCUUCCCGAGAAUGCUAAGGUGGAUGAGAUCGACGCUACUAUUAAGGAUGGUGUUCUCACUGUCACUAUUCCCAAGGUUGAAGUUCCUAAGAAGAAUCUCAAGUCCAUUAAGAUUUCUGCUGCUUGAUAUGGGUUCGUCCAUUGUUUUCAUUUUCUGGGUAUUGAUGGUUUCUUUACAGGGCUCUGGGUUUUAUGAUGGUUAUAGUUUUUGGGUUUUAAGAUGGUUUAUGGUGAUCCUUUCCAAGGUUUUGGUAGUAGUAUAAGGAAGAAGGCUAGAUGCCAUUGUCAAAACAAGAAGGCUAGAUGCCAAAUGGUAGCAAGUGUUUGAUGUAAUUACGGUGUUACUCCGUAUCAUCAUUUUGUGAAUAUAAUGAAAGUUGGGUUAAAUUUGCAGUGCCA